This is a messenger RNA of Fomitiporia mediterranea MF3/22, 1415 nucleotides long. RefSeq names its product coproporphyrinogen III oxidase. The transcript has 2 exons. NCBI's taxonomy places the organism in Eukaryota, Fungi, Basidiomycota, Agaricomycetes, Hymenochaetales, Hymenochaetaceae. Bases 94 to 1254 code for a protein of 386 amino acids. Gene Ontology annotation, cellular component: cytoplasm; mitochondrial intermembrane space. Gene Ontology annotation, molecular function: coproporphyrinogen oxidase activity. The record is from RefSeq and is a predicted model, not a curated record.
CAAGCUGUGUCUUCUGUCUUUGGACGGAAACAGGGAGUAAAGACUUUCCUUCCUUUGAAAAGACUUUCUUUCUCAGGUCAAGACUCUACAAUAAUGGCGACAUCAACGAACGACUCAGCCAAAACCGAGACAAAACCAAUGCGUCAACGCAUGACGGAGUACAUCCUCGACUUACAGGAACGUAUCGUCACCGCUCUAGAAGGCGUCGAUGCCUCCGCUCCAAAGUUCAAACGCGACUCAUGGACACGCGCUCAGGGAGGGUACGGUACCUCCUGUGUCUUCGCUUCACCUCCUUCCUCGGAUUCUCCGGAUUCUCUAUCUCCUCCACUUGAUCCGGGAAAAGUUACGGUCUUGGAAAAGGGUGGAGUGAAUAUAAGUGUGGUUCAUGGGAUGCUUCCACCGAGUGCGAUAAAACAAAUGGUUGCGGAUCACUCGAGCAUACCGUUCAAUCCGAACGAUCCGAACCCAAAGAGUUUACCGUUCUUCGCUGCUGGGAUCAGUUUGGUGAUCCAUCCAAGGAACCCUAGUGCUCCGACUGUACAUGCAAAUUAUAGGUAUUUCGAGUUGACAGAACCAGACGACGACAACUCCGCGAAAGAAACCGUUAAAAAGGAAGAAGAAACAAACGACACUGACGUGAAGCAACCAAAAGUCCUCGCAUGGUGGUUCGGUGGAGGUGCAGACCUCACUCCUUCCUACUUCUUCGAAGCCGACACACAGCACUUCCACAAAACUCUCAAAUCCGCAUGCGAGCCACACGGAAGUGCUCUCCACCCUGCGUUUAAAUCCUGGUGCGAUGAAUACUUCUUUAUCACACAUCGAGGCGAGUCACGUGGGAUAGGAGGGAUAUUCUUUGAUGACUUGUCGUCCGAUCCACAUAAACGACUUCCGGAUUCCUCACCGAAAGCAUCACGACCCAUAACGCAAGAAGAGAUCUUCGCCUUUGUGCGUUCCUGUGGAGACGCAUUCAUACCUUCAUACAUCCCCAUCCUCGAACGGCGAAAGGAUACACCCUGGAAUCCUCAUAUGCGUCGAUGGCAGCUCCUUCGUCGGGGCCGAUACGUCGAGUUCAACCUUGUGUAUGAUAGAGGUACGAAGUUCGGGCUGAUGACACCUGGCGCUCGAGUAGAGAGUAUUCUGAUGAGCUUACCGGAGACGGCGAGGUGGGAGUAUAUGAGUGAGAUGGGGACGGAGGAAGGAACUGAGGAAGCGAAGCUACUGGAGAUCUUGAGGAAGCCGAGGGAUUGGGCAUGAGUAGAAAGAUGAAGGAGAUUGAAUAAUAGUAGCUAAUAGGAAAGUACUUUGGCUUUACGUGGAUUUCGGACCUGCAUCUGGUAGACAUGCCUCCGCUCUAUGUAACUCUGUAUAACUUAUCAAAAAAUAAGAUAGCAACUUGCAAGUCUCAAGACCUUUUU